Messenger RNA from Ophidiomyces ophidiicola, 1980 nucleotides. It is a transcript of the gene POL12, whose product is annotated as DNA-directed DNA polymerase alpha subunit pol12. The record is from RefSeq and is a predicted model, not a curated record. Gene Ontology annotation, molecular function: DNA binding. Gene Ontology annotation, biological process: DNA replication; DNA replication initiation. NCBI's taxonomy places the organism in Eukaryota, Fungi, Ascomycota, Eurotiomycetes, Onygenales, Onygenaceae. The coding region runs from base 1 to 1980 and encodes 659 amino acids. The transcript is spliced from 4 exons. Gene Ontology annotation, cellular component: alpha DNA polymerase:primase complex.
AUGGACGAUGCUACGAGUGAACUCAACGAGCGCUUUGCGGGAAGUAACCCCGAUGGGCUUCCUGAGGAUGUUCUCGUCGAAUUCCGGUCAAUUCUGAACCUCCAUGCGAUGACUGCGCAAGAAUUGUUUUACAAGUGGGAGUCAUAUUCCAUUAAGAUGGGCUCGGAGGAGACAAAACUGACUUUGGAGUCUGCUCGAGCGCUGAAGAGGGAUAUUCAAGAUGCGCUAGAACGAGAAGCAAGGGGGAAAUCACAGCUGAAAUCAACAGAAAAGCGUUCAGGGCUUGGGGUUGGUCAGCGUGCAACAGGGCAUCAAGAUGUAUUUGAUAUGCUUGACGACUUGGUUCCCAUUACACCACAUCGAGCAGCUGGGAGUGGCCCUAUCAAACGAAAAGCUGGCUUUGACUCCCCUAUGGUCUCUAAGGCAAGCAGAGGAGGGAAUAUAACUUCUCCAGGAAAUAGCCGAACACCUAUAAAAUCCCUCAAUGUACAAUCCGAAACCCUUCCGCAAACUCCUUUUUCUGAACGCAAAAAUAGCGGGCAAGUACUAGAAACCCUGAAUUCAAAUUUAGAAAUGGCCCAGGCACCAAUAGCACCAUACUCAGAUCCUCGCGUCAAAUUAACAGCGAAUACGGACUUGAAAAAGUUCGCAUAUAAACCAAUGGCAAUGAAAUUAUCGGAAGCUUCUGAGGUACUCGACGAUAGGAUAGACGAAUUUGCAGAGAUUUACCAGAAGCAAUACAGUUCAGACGAUACACCAUUUGGAAAUGCCGCCAGCCAGAGCACGAAGACUAUAAUUGCUGUGGGGAGAAUAGUUUCUGAUAGCCUAGAAGGGAAACUCAAUACAGCGUCAUUGCUUCUCGAAAUGUCACGACGGACCGGAGCCGGCUUACGAGUGCCAUUGAAUGUAACCUCAUUACCCUCGGUUCAAUUCUUUCCUGGACAAAUCGUCGCGAUUAAAGGAAUUAAUGCCUCUGGAAAUUAUUUUUCGGCCUUGGAGGUUCUAGCACCACCCUUGCUUCCACCUGCCGCUUCUCCGCCUGAAACAAUAACAGCGAUAAAUGACCGGCUCAGUCAAUCGGGCACGCAACCUUUAAGUACAUUUCUAGCAUCGGGCCCAUACACAACCGAUGACAAUCUAAAUUUUGAGCCUUUAAAUGCGCUAUGUGCCAAGGCAGCGGAAAAAUUUGUUGAUACAGUAAUACUAACAGGGCCGUUCCUAGAUAUUGAACACCCACUAAUAGCAUCCGGCAAUUUUGAGCUGCCUGAAAUAACAGGAGUUGAUCCAGACACCGCAACGUUAUCCACGCUCUUCAGAUACUGCAUUUCUCAGCCCCUUCAUCAACUUGCUAUAGCUGUGCCUAACAUAACUAUCAUUUUGAUCCCUUCAGUGCGUGAUUCUGUCAGUAAACACGUUUCCUGGCCACAGGAGAUGUUGAUAAAACGAGAGCUUGGACUUCCAAAGCAAGCACGAAUGUUGCCCAAUCCAGCCGCCAUAUCACUAAAUGAAUGCGUGCUCGGGCUCUGUUCCUACGAUAUUCUAUAUGAAUUGAGAAAUGAAGAGGUUUUAAGCGGAACUUUAACUGAAGGAAAUCUACUGACAAGGUUGCCACGAUACCUCAUUGAACAACGGCAUUUCUCCCCUGUCUUCCCACCCUCCUCAAGGCAGAGAUUGCCAAAGUUAGACGGGGAGGAAAGGACAUCAGUUGGCGCUGCUAUUGAUCUUCGAUACUUGAAACUGGGGGAAUGGUGGAACGUGCGACCGGACAUACUUAUUACUCCAAGCAUACUACCCCCAUUCGUCAAGGUUGUUGACAGUGUUCUGGUCAUCAAUCCGGGAACUUUAUCCAAAGCGAGAGGUCCUGGGACAUACGUACAGAUUGCAAUGCAUCCACGGUUAGUCUCGGAUCAGGAACAAAGUGCCAAAACUAUUCGUCACCAUAUAUUCGAAAGAGCUAGGGUUGACGUGAUUAGAAUUUAA